GAAACUAGUUCGAAAUGCAGGCGAAAUGAACGCGAUGUUGAUUCACCAAUGGAAUAAACACAGGAAACACACACAGAACUGCUUGCAAAUGCAUUCUCAUCGACAUCGAGCUCUCAAGAUUUGCACUCUUCUCUUAAUUGCUGGACUUGGCUUCCGGCAGUGGUUGCUGCCCCGCGUUAAACGUAGUUCACUGAUGGGGAUGGACGACGAGAAGACCAAAGAUGGUGUCAAAGGGCUGCAAAAGCUCGAGUGGCAACAGACGGCAGGUAAAUGCAGGACUUUUCCAUCCUCAUCGCAUCGAGGCACGUUUCGAGAUAUUACCAUAAGGGAGUACGAGAAUCGACUGAGAGCGCAUUCGCAGCCAGAGAAGAUCUUUGGAUACUUUGCGACGAUCAAGACUCAAAACAAUGCUGGACAAUGGGAAGUCUAUAUGACACCAAUUGAUUUUCUGCGUUCCAUGAUGCCGGGCAUAAGGCAGCCAGACGGAUUGGGCUUAAAUGGAUAUCGUAAAAUGAGCAGGGAAAAAGCUCAAGAGCUUACCUUCCGGAGUGUUCCGGAAGACAGUAUCUUCUAUGUCCUGCUACCCGAUGGACUUUUGACUUUCACGGACUAUCUAUACUUGCGUAUGCUGAUGCCCAUGCCGGAGAAAUUCUUUGAGAUUGGCUUUCGUCUCUUUGAUCCCCUUGGGAGCGAUAACCUCGGCAUGGAUGGCUUGAGUCAACUGCUAAAGGGCGUCACGGUCUAUGAGCGAUUCAAGACAAACAACUCUAUAAACCAUUACUUUUUCGGUCCCAAACUCGAUGGCAAGCUGAACCUCAAUACAUUUCUGAAGUUUAAGCGUAAAUUGGUUCGCGACGUACUUUUGAUCGAGUUCAACUUGCUGCGGAAAUCGGAUGGACGAAAGAAACGAAAUGAGAAUGAUCCGGACACAAUCAGUGAAAUGUCCUUUGGCAACAUGCUGCUGGCAUAUUCCUCAAUGCCGACACACCAGAAACUCGCGACAAUUCAGCGCAUCAAGGAGAAGUAUCGGAAAUCAGAUCGCGGCGUAACGCUUGAGGAGUUUAUGGCAUUCUUUAUGUUCGUCCAGCAUAUACCGACCAUCGACAUGGCUCUAACCUAUCACUUUUUGGCCGGAGCGGAUAUAUCGCGUAGUACCCUGAAGCAUAUUUCUGAUAUCGUUGUGGGCGUUUCCCUAUCGUCUCACAUAAUCGAUAUCAUUUUCACUGUGUUUGAUACCGAUAACAAUGACAUCCUUGGACGCAGCGAGUUCCUUCAAGCUGUGCGCCAUCGCAUGGCAAGAAAAAAGCGAACUAAAGUUUCGGAACUAUUUGAUAUGGUCGUUAAGUGUGCUGGCAGAGCUUUCUUAUCGUGAAAGAUAUAAGCAGUAGCGUGAUUCUUAAGUAGGGAGUCGCAAAACAUGUGAGACGUAAUAAAUUCUUAUUGGACAAGAGUGCAAUUUGUGAAGCAG
Messenger RNA from Drosophila innubila, 1468 nucleotides. Its product is annotated as calcium uptake protein 1 homolog, mitochondrial. The record is from RefSeq and is a predicted model, not a curated record. The transcript has a single exon. The coding region runs from base 26 to 1372 and encodes 448 amino acids. Gene Ontology annotation, cellular component: uniplex complex. Lineage: Eukaryota; Metazoa; Arthropoda; Insecta; Diptera; Drosophilidae. Gene Ontology annotation, molecular function: calcium ion binding. Gene Ontology annotation, biological process: calcium import into the mitochondrion; mitochondrial calcium ion homeostasis.